Messenger RNA from Zea mays, 1395 nucleotides. RefSeq lists its product as uncharacterized. NCBI's taxonomy places the organism in Eukaryota, Viridiplantae, Streptophyta, Magnoliopsida, Poales, Poaceae. Gene Ontology annotation, molecular function: DNA-binding transcription factor activity, RNA polymerase II-specific; protein dimerization activity; RNA polymerase II cis-regulatory region sequence-specific DNA binding. Gene Ontology annotation, biological process: regulation of transcription by RNA polymerase II. Bases 152 to 1210 code for a protein of 352 amino acids. The transcript has 3 exons. The record is from RefSeq and is marked provisional.
CGGUCACCGUGGCGAGGGCAGCCCCGCCGAGCGUUAGUCACAGUUGUUGCCUGCCUACCAUGCGGCUCUAACUCGAUCCGUGCAGCAGACGCCGAGUCGCGGCAAGGAGUAGCUAGGAACUAGGAAGGAGGAGGCAGGGAAAGGCCAGGCCAUGGCGCUCGAAGCUGUGGUGUUCCCGAAGGAGCACCCGGGGUGUACGGCGGUCAAGGCGCGCCCGGCGUCGCUGGGCUGCGGCUUCCACACCGAGGAGCUCGAGGUCGAGGACAAGGGCGGCGUGGUUCUGCAAGGAGAGGCCGCCGACGCGCUGCCGCCGCCCGGUGGUGCCGCCACCACGUGGGACUGGGACGCGGUGCUCUGCCCGUGCUCCACUGCACCAGCUGCAGGCGCCGUGGAGGAGUGCUGGGACGUGCAGCAGCAGCAGCAUCAGCUCCUGUCCGUGUCCCCGCCGCCCUCGUCCGCCGUCGCAGCGUCGUCGUCUGGGCGCCGCAAGGCUGCCGCGUCGGAGGCGGCGCGGCGACGGCGGCGACGCCCCAAGGCGGUGAGGAACACGGACGAGAUGGAGAGCCAGCGCCGCAACCACAUUGCCGUGGAGCGCAACCGGCGGCGGCAGAUGAACGAGUACCUCUCCGUGCUCCGCUCCGCCAUGCCGCCUUCCUACACGCAGCGGGGUGACCAGGCGUCGAUCGUGGCUGGUGCCAUCAACUUCGUCAAGGAGCUGGAGCAGCUGCUGCAGUCGCUGGAGGCGCAGAAGCGGUGCACCGAGCCACCGGCGCCGGCGCCGUUCGCCGGCUUCUUCAUCUUCCCUCAGUACUCCACCACCGCCGCGACGGGUGGUGCGGUUGGCUCUAGUAGCGACAGCGCUGGCUCCGGCGGCGAUCAGAGUGGCGGCGGCGGCGGCUGCGCGGGAGCGCGGCGAGGCGUGGCCGACAUCGAGGUGUCCCUGGCGGAGAGCCACGCCAACGUGAAGGUGCUCGCGGCGCGGCGGCCGCGGCAGCUGCUGAGGAUGGUGGUGGCGCUGCAGUGCCUCGGCCUCACCGUGCUCCACCUCAACGUGACCACCACCGCCGACCACCUGGCCUUGUACUCCCUCAGCCUCAAGAUGGAGGACGAGUGCCGGCUGUCGCCGUCGGUCGACGACAUCGCCGCCGCGGUGAACGAGAUACUCGCCGAUAUCUCCGACGAGUGCGCCCGCGGGGGGCCAGGCCACUGAUGAUUAGCCGCUUAGCCUAAUAUGUUAGCGAGUGCCAUGUAUUGUUGUGACGUACGUCGAUUUGAUCCUAGUACACGGAUAACACUGGCAAGCUAGCGUGGCAGCUCGCUCGCGCCACUGUCAGGCAGGCGGUACCACUACCACUCCAUAUGUUUGCGUGCAAGUAAACAUGUACCGAUUGGACC